Molecule: messenger RNA, 19877 nt
Organism: Formica exsecta
Lineage: Eukaryota; Metazoa; Arthropoda; Insecta; Hymenoptera; Formicidae
Product: ankyrin-2-like
Biological process (GO): signal transduction; lipid transport; lipoprotein metabolic process
Cellular component (GO): extracellular region
Molecular function (GO): protein binding; lipid binding
Source: RefSeq, a predicted model, not a curated record
GAUCAAAGCCGUGCGGAGUGUCGGAGAGGGUGGUUGCAUUACGCUCAGUACCUUUUUCGUCGCGCGAUUCGCGGAGACGCGAGUUAUAUACGUGUAUGUGCGCGCGCGCGCGGUCCGCGACGGCCGGUCGAUGUGAGGGAGCAAAACGCGACAACGAGAACAGCGACAGCACAACGAGAAAUGAUGGCGCGCCGCCGUGUGAUUUGACAAGUGGGGAAGGAAGCGCUCGAUGGGAAAAGUGUCUCGUUAAAUACUACCGUGGUGGUUCUCAUACAAGCGGACUUGAGGGUAUCCGCUGUGCGCAACCCUGCGUGUAAUUCUGAUAUCGGGAUACCGCACCGUGGACCGACGUGAAAAAUUAACGAGAGAAAGCGGAAGUAUCAACGGGGUGGGAGAAACAAGAACGGCGACGACGGCGGUGGUGACGGGGGCGGCGGCAGCGGCGGCUGCGACGAGGGUGUGACACGAGAGGGUGAAUCGACAGAACGGCCAAAGGAUGACGGGCGAGGACGGAAAGCGCGGUAGCGGCGCCGGCGAUGUUACAACUGGAGCAAACAUGAACGCAAACGUCACCGACAACGCUAAUAAUGUUAACGCCAAUGUUAACGCCAACAUAAACGUCAGCCAGCAGAACGGCGGACCGGAGAAGGCACCCGUCGUCGGCGGUACUAAUGUGGAAACAUUACCACGCGCCGGAAAACAGAGCGAUCCCAGUACUGCAUUUUUGCGGGCAGCUCGAGCUGGGCAACUCGAAAAGGUCUUGGAAUAUUUGGAAUCUGGAGUAGAUAUCAAUGCUUCUAACGCUAAUGGCUUAAACGCUUUGCAUCUGGCAGCUAAAGACGGCCACUUGGAAAUCGUGAGAGAACUCUUAAAUCGCGGCGCAGUUGUGGACGCCGCUACCAAAAAGGGAAACACGGCAUUGCACAUAGCUUCUCUCGCUGGACAAGAAGAGGUUGUACAAUUGUUGGUGCAACGAAAUGCUUCGGUUAAUGCACAAUCGCAAAAUGGGUUCACGCCGCUGUACAUGGCUGCCCAGGAAAACCACGACUCCGUGGUCAAGUACCUUCUCAGCAAGGGUGCGAAUCAAACAUUAGCCACCGAGGACGGUUUUACACCAUUAGCGGUAGCUAUGCAACAGGGUCACGACAAGGUAGUGGCUGUUCUAUUAGAAAACGACACUCGUGGUAAAGUUCGACUGCCUGCUCUACACAUCGCCGCUAAGAAAGACGACUGCAAGGCGGCUGCUCUACUUUUGCAAAACGACCAUAAUCCCGAUGUAACAUCGAAAAGCGGUUUCACUCCGCUUCACAUAGCCGCACAUUAUGGCAACGACCGAAUCGCUUCCUUGCUAUACGAUAGAGGUGCGGAUGUUAAUUUCGCAGCAAAGCAUAAUAUCACACCAAUGCAUGUGGCAGCGAAAUGGGGCAAGAUUAAGAUGGUUAAUCUCCUCAUGAGCAAGGGAGCAAACAUCGAAGCAAAAACGAGAGAUGGUUUAACUCCUCUGCACUGUGCGGCCAGAUCUGGCCAUCAUGAGGUAGUCGACAUUCUCAUCGAGAAAGGGGCCCCCAUAGGUUCAAAAACGAAGAACGGUCUUGCCCCGUUACACAUGGCUUCUCAAGGAGAUCACGUCGAUGCCGCGAGAAUUUUAUUGUAUCACCGUGCACCCGUGGACGAAGUGACGGUGGACUAUUUGACCGCUCUGCAUGUAGCUGCACACUGCGGUCACGUACGCGUAGCUAAACUACUUCUCGAUAGAAAUGCCGAUCCCAAUGCGCGAGCGCUCAACGGAUUUACUCCUCUUCAUAUCGCGUGUAAGAAAAAUCGUAUAAAAGUGGUCGAACUCCUCCUGAAGCACAAAGCAAGCAUCGAAGCUACGACUGAGUCUGGAUUAACCCCAUUACACGUAGCGAGUUUUAUGGGGUGUAUGAAUAUUGUGAUUUAUUUAUUACAACAUGAAGCUAGCCCCGAUAUACCGACAGUAAGAGGUGAAACGCCAUUACAUUUAGCUGCCAGGGCGAACCAAACUGAUAUUAUUAGGAUACUUCUUAGGAAUGGCGCCCAAGUCGACGCCAGAGCAAGAGAGGAACAGACACCUCUUCACGUCGCUUCUCGUUUGGGUAACGUCGAUAUUGUGAUGUUACUACUGCAGCAUGGCGCGGGCGUAGAUGCAACAACGAAGGAUUUAUAUACUCCGCUUCAUAUCGCUGCUAAAGAAGGCCAAGAGGAGGUUGCAUCCGUUUUAUUAGAAAAUAGUGCAUCGCUUACUGCAACGACCAAGAAAGGAUUUACUCCUUUGCAUUUAGCGGCCAAAUACGGCAAUAUGAAUGUAGCUCGACUGUUAUUACAAAAGAACGCACCUGUUGACGCUCAGGGAAAAAAUGGAGUAACGCCUCUUCAUGUAGCAUCUCAUUACGAUCAUCAGAACGUAGCUUUACUUUUACUCGAUAAAGGAGCUUCUCCCCAUGCUAUGGCUAAAAAUGGCCAUACACCUUUGCAUAUCGCUGCACGCAAAAAUCAGAUGGACAUUGCAACCACAUUGCUAGAGUAUGGUGCAAAAGCUAAUGCAGAAUCAAAGGCUGGUUUUACGCCGUUACAUUUAAGUGCACAAGAAGGCCAUACUGAUAUGUCAACCCUUCUUAUCGAACAUAAAGCAGAUACGAAUCACAAAGCAAAGAAUGGCCUUACACCUCUACAUUUAUGCGCACAAGAAGAUAAAGUGAACGUCGCCUCUAUUCUCGUGAAGAAUGGCGCUCAGAUUGAUGCUAAAACUAAGGCUGGAUAUACGCCAUUGCAUGUGGCAUCUCAUUUUGGUCAAGCAGCCAUGGUACGAUUUCUCCUGAGAUCUGGUGCUGCUGUUGACAGCAGCACCAAUGCUGGCUAUACACCUCUUCACCAAGCAGCGCAACAAGGACAUACGCUUGUCAUUAAUUUGCUAUUGGAGAGUAAAGCUAAACCGAAUGCUGUAACUAACAAUGGACAGACUGCUCUGGAUAUUGCACAAAAGCUUGGUUAUAUUAGCGUCAUUGAAACAUUAAAAGUUGUGACAGAGACUAUCAUUACAACAACUCAUACUGUUACCAUUGAAGAAAAAUACAGAGUUCAAGCACCCGAAUCCAUGCAGGAGACAUUUAUGAGUGACAGCGAAGACGAAGGGGGUGGUGAUGAAAUCGGCACGGCAGCCAUGAAUGUGUACGGGCAGCCUCCGCACGCGCAACACGUGUACCUUCCCUCUUACUACCAGGGCCAAAUGACCUAUACCCGUGAAGAUCCAAUGCUGAGCGACCAACAGCAGUACCGCUACAUGACUGUUGACGACAUGAAAUCCAUGGGGGAUGACUCGAUGCGCGUGAACGUGACGGACGAUGAAAGAGAUAAUCGACAUUCCGGAGCGCCAACCAUAACAGAAAUGAUUACGAAAGAGAAUUAUCAACGUACGAACGCGGCCAAUCUUAAGCCAGACAAUGUAGAUAUCAACAGGCACCCUAUACAUGUCGGAAUUCCACAGUGGAGAAACUUUCUGGUUUCCUUUUUGGUGGACGCGAGAGGCGGUGCAAUGCGCGGAUGCAGGCACAGCGGCGUCCGCGUGAUUGUUCCGCCACGCAAAGCCGCGAUGCCUAUGCGUGUCACAUGCAGAUAUUUAAGGAGGGACAAACUGACCAAUCCACCACCCCUGAUGGAGGGAGAAGCGUUAGCCAGCCGCAUCCUCGAGUUGGGUCCUGUGGGUGCAAAAUUUUUAGGCCCUGUUAUCAUAGAGGUACCGCACUUCGCGUCGCUGCGCGGAAAAGAACGGGAGAUAGUAAUUCUACGAUCGGACAAUGGAGAGACCUGGCGCGAGCACACUUUGGAAGCCAGCGAGGAGGCUGUUCAAGAUGUGCUUAACGAGAGCUUUGAGGGAGAAGAGCUAAGCCAACUAGAAGAUCUCCAAACGUCUCGUAUCGUGAGGAUACUUACCGUAGACUUUCCGCAUUACUUCGCGGUAGUAUCUCGCAUCAGGCAAGAGGUCCAUGCGGUCGGUCCCGAGGGUGGUACUGUAUCAUCGUCUGCUGUACCACAAGUACAAGCUGUCUUCCCGCAAGCAGCCCUUACUAAGAAGAUCAGAGUCGGUUUACAGGCACAUCCUAUACCGGCAGAUCUCGUGGCUAAGUUACUCGGAAAUAGAGUAGCUGUGUCGCCGAUCGUUACCGUGGAACCGAGACGAAGAAAGUUCCACAAACCGAUAACUUUAACUAUCCCAGUGCCACAGGCAGCCAAUAAAGGCAUGAUCAACCAGUACUCUGGGGACGCGCCGACUUUGAGACUCCUGUGCAGCAUAACUGGGGGUCAGACUCGGGCAGUCUGGGAGGACGUCACAGGCUCGACGCCGUUAACCUUUGUGAAAGACUGCGUCUCCUUCACUACUACAGUUUCCGCUCGCUUUUGGUUGAUGGAUUGCCGUAACAUCUCCGAGGCUACGAAAAUGGCCACGGAACUUUACACGCACGCGACACAUGUACCCUUUAUGGCUAAGUUUGUAGUGUUUGCAAAACGGAUAGAUCCAUUGGAAGCGAGAUUACGUGUAUUCUGUAUGACGGAUGACAAAGAAGACAAAACUUUAGAGCAUCAGGAACAUUUUACGGAAGUCGCAAAAAGUAGGGACGUCGAGGUUUUGGAGGGAAAAACACAGUAUAUGGAAUUCUCGGGAAAUCUCGUGCCUGUACUGAAAACUGGCGAACAGCUUCAGCUACCAUUUAGAGCUUUCAAAGAAAAUAGAGUUCCAUUCACCGCAAGAAUAAAAGAUCCAGAUGCCGCGGAUAUGAUGGGGCGAAUUAUGUUUAUGAGUGAGCCCAAAGUUCCGAGGGGUGAAUUGCCGCAAACACCGAUCUGCACGCUAAAUAUUUUACUGCCAGAGAAGAUUUCUCCGGAUACUGCAGUCUCCGAGCUCGAUUUAUUGGAGUUAUCAAAGAACUAUAGUUUUUUGCGCGAUGGCGGAAUAAGUAGACCAGAUGCCAUACAUAGAGCGACUAUUCGUUUAACAGACAUCGCCAAUCUAUUAGAUAAAGAUUGGGAACCGCUAGCGGAAGAGUUAAACAUCCCGCCUAAUGAUGUAGCCUUAAUAAAGCAAGAGUACCCUGAUAAACCCGCACAACAGGCCGCUGCUAUGUUCAAAAUUUGGCAAAACAACGGAAACAAAGCUACAGGAAAUACAUUAGAAAAGGCUCUCAAUAAGAUUGGACGAGAGGACAUAGUGAACAAAUGUAUCUUUAAUGUUGAGCUAGUAACCGACGAUGUUGAAAAAGCUGUAGCGAGGGUAAGAUUGGAUCAGCCAGGAUUUGAUUCGCUAAAAGAGGAAUUGGGGCCGUCGAGAAACACGUCGCUUCGCCGUGAUGCAACUAUGGACCCCAAGAUGGAUCCUGAUUAUGAAGAGCCAGAUAGAAUGAAGGAAUCUGAAUCGGUCGAGGAUCUCAGUAUCACUGGAAGUAUGCAUGAUAAAUCUAAAGAGCACAUCACAAUCACAAACGGCACUGUAUUCAACGGAACCUCGACCCCCAUCAAAGACAAAUAUGCGAGCGAUGAGAAAGAGCUCGGCGACAUGAUGGCUGAUUACCUUGAGCAGAAAUGUCACACGGCCGACACGAUGAGCAAAAAAUCGCGCGACGAACCGGACGAUCUGGAUAAAAAACGCCAGAAGGUGAUCGCCGACGCCAACAAGAUAGUCUCUGGUGUAAUAGCAGACGCAGAGAAAGAGAAGGGGAAGUUAGCGAAGGAAGGGUGGUCGGUGGUUUAUGAUGAUGAUGCGCGGGACAGUAAAGAGGCACGGGGUGCGAUAGGGCAGACUUUAAUUGACAUACAGUUAGAUAAAACGGCCGCUGAGCCGAAAGGUAUAGUUUCCAAAUCAGUCGCCGAACAAGUUCCUAGUAUCGAGCCACCGAUGGUUAGGCAAUAUCACAGUGAAAAACCGGAUCCUAGGGUUAGUAUUUUAAAAACAGCAAUUUCCGUUAGUGACGAUCCGAAAGUAAGUCCAACAGUAGUUACUAAGACUACGAUAAUAAAACAGUUUGAUCAGACGCCAACUAAGACUAUAACCACUAAAGAAACAGUAAUUGUUUUAUCGGAUAAGAAAGAUGUUGUUAGCGAAAAGGAGAAACUAUCUAAAGAGGGUAAGGAAAUUGAUGAAAAAUUGAUUCAAGGCGCAAUUCCUAUGGGCAUUACGCAAAAAACUGUACAGGUAGAAAGUGUAACUCGAACUGAUCAGAAAAUGUCGGAAGUAAAAGCGGAUAUGGGUAAGGAAAAAGAUAAAGAUAAAGCAAAAGAUAAAGAUAAAGAAAAGGAUAAAGAUACUAUUGCGAAAUCAACGAAACCAUCAGCUUAUGAAGAUAUUUAUAAUGUACAGCAUCUGGCAGACGGUACGGAUGAAAAACCAGACGAAGAAACGAAGAAAACGAAGGAUAAAAGCAGCGGAAUUUUUUCGAAUAUUUUUAAAGGUUCUAAAUUAAAGAAGAGUAAGAAAGGUUCGAAGGACGUGUCCUUUGAUAGUGGCGAUGAGGAACUGCCGAAGGCUAUCGUAACGAAAGUUUCGGAACAGCAGCCAGUACAUUCUUCUAGCGAAAUAAUAGAUUCGUCUUUUGACAAUAGACUUCCAGAAAUCAUUGUCGCGCCUGAUGUAAAAUUGGCUACCCUUGAAUUCUUAAAUGACUCCAGACGUAUUGCCGCGGACGUGCCUUAUGAAAGUCUCCUUAAACCAACAGAAAAAGAAGAUAAAAAAGUAGAGCCCACUGAAAGCGACGAUGAUAGUAAAGAUAAAACGGGCUUCUUCUCGAAUUUGUUUAAAAACAAAUCUAAAAAGGAUGACGAUGGAACGGUUAUACCAGUUAUCCAUGUUGAAAAACCGAAAGAAAGUGCAGAGCAAAUUGCGAAGAAAGAGAAAAAGAGACUGGCAGCACUUGCAAAGGAAAAAGAGGAGCUGCUGGAAUUACAAAUGAAGGAAAAGGCGGAGGAAGCCGAAGUACCCAAUAGUACAAUCGAAAAAGAAGUAGAAAAAGCUGCAACGAAAGACGUGAAAGCCAAGGAUAUCGAGAGCAAGGAAGUCGAAAAGACAAUUACUACAACAGAUAAACAAUUGCACAGUAAAGAUGAUAAAAAGGAAGAAGAACAGGCGAAGGAGAAGGGCAGUUUCUUUGGCAUUUUUAAAAGUCCAAAGUCUAAGGAAAAGAAACUUGGCAAAUUGAAAGAAACGUCCUUCGACAGUGGCGACGAGGAGAUCCGAAUCGUAACAGAGAAACUCUUAGACGACACGCGAAAGAUUGCUGAUUUCAAUGAAUCACCAGUUGCAUAUAAAAACGAUGAUACGAAAGUCAUUCCUAAAGAAGAGAUACAUACUUUUGUGUCGAUUACUCAUUACGACGUUGAUAUUACGAAACAGAUGGCAGAAAAUCUACAGCAUCCAACUGGAGAAAUAUCAGAAACAGUUACAAAAACUCCAUCCAUCGAUCAUGUGGAGAUUAAAAAAUCUAUCAUCCACGAGGAUGAAGUCGUUGAAAAAGAUAAGGGAAGCAGUAUUUUCAGUAUAUUUAGAAGUCCCAAACAAGCAAGAAGUUCUAGGAGUAGAUCAAAAGAAAAGACUCCGUCGCUCGAAUUGCCGGAUAGUGGCCAUGAGGAUCUACGAAACGUAACAGCGAAAUUCUUGGAGGAUUCUCGAAAUGUGGCAAUUAUCACAGGCGAAUUGACAGAAACAGAACAUUUGGAACAUAAAAUCACAACUGAAACGAAAGAUAUAGACGAUAAAUUGAUAGCAGAUGAGAAAAAAAUUGAACAUGACAUUGCGAGUGCGGCAGAAGAUGUUGAUAAAAUUGCCAAGGAUGACCAAGAUACGAUUGGCAAAAAAGUAGAGGAAAAAAUACAUGAUAUCGUCGAUAGCGCUGAAACUACGAAAGAUAAAACAAUUAAGGAAGCUAAGAAAGCAAAAGAGAAAGGAUCAGGAUUCCUCUCAGGAAUAUUCAAAGGCGCGAAACAUGCCGUGGAAGAAGUAUCCGAUGAUAUCAAGGAAUUCUUAGACGAUACGAAGAAAGAAGCUGUCUUAGAGGAACCGCGAGGCAGAGAAGCGACAACCACUGGUUUAAAGGAUUUGGAACAACAGAAGGACAGUGUGGCAGCUAGCGCAAAAGAUGCUACUAAUAAAGCUGCGACUGACGUGAAGGAUGCCAGAGAUAAAAUAAUAUCUGCUGUGAAGGGAAAGAAGGAAGAAGUUGCAGAGAAAAUUUCAAAAGAUGUGGAAAAGGCAGCAGAUAACGCGAAAGCUACUACCGACAAGGUAACAGAUACAAAGAAGAUCGGAGAAAAAAUGGAGAUCACUGCAAAAGAUGUCGCGCACGCUGGCGAAAAAAUUAAAGAAGAGGUUACAACGGAAAUAAAGGAAGAUGCUAAAGCUAUGAAAGAAAAGCUAUCUUCCAAUGCUGAUUUGGCUACUGAUGCCGCAAUAUCUACCAAGGACAAAGCAGCCAAGGAGGCGAAGAAAAUUAAAGAGAAAGGAAGCGGUUUCUUUUCUGGAAUAUUUAAAGGUGCAAAACACACCGUAGAUGAUGCGGCUAACGAUGUUAAAGAAUUUUUAGAUGAGACAAAGAAAGAAGCUAUAUUACAAGAAGAAAAUUCCAAAGAAACAGUAGCAACGGGUCUCAAAGAUGUAAAAGAUCAAAAGGAUACCGUCGUGACUGAAAUUCAAGAAAAUACAGACAAAGCUGUCACUGAUGCGAAAGAUGCAAAGGACAAAACAAUCUCUAUAGUAAAAGAGAAAAAAGAUAAAAUUGUAGAAAAAAUUUCUGAAGAUACACAACAAAUUGCUACCACUACGAAAACAGCCGGUGAAAAAAUUGUAAAGGAAACGAAAAAAAUCGCUGAAAAAAUAGGAGCAACUGCGGCAGAUAUGGCGCAAGAUGUUAAGGAUACUAAGAAUGCAGCGGUAAAGGAAGUAAAAGAAGAUACAACAUUAGUGAAAGAAAAAUUAUCAGCAAGUGCUGAUGUUGUUGCAGAGACUGCAGAUAGAGCUAAGGAUAAAACGACGAAAGAAGCGAAGAAAGCCAAAGACAAAACUAGUGGCUUCUUCUCCGGUAUAUUUAAAGGCGUCAAACAUUCUGUAGAAGAUGCAACUGACGAUGUCAAAGAAUUUCUGGAUGAGACGAAAAAGGAAGCGACAUUAGAAGAAGAGCGUAAAACGAGAAGAGAAGCUUCAUUGGAAAAAGAAUAUGCUAAGGAAGAAAUUGCGGCCGAUCUUAAAGAUUUGAAAGAUAAAAAGAAUGCUGUAGUUACCAAAAUACAAGAGACUGCAGAGAAAACUGCUGCUGAUGCGAAAGAUGUAAAGGAUAAAACAAUUUCCGAUGUUAAAGAUAAAAAAGAUAAAAUUGUACAAGAAGUUUCCAAAGAAGCUCAUAAAGUUGCCGAUACAACGAAAUCAGCUGGUGAAAAAAUAAUAGCGGAAACGAACAAGAUAGGUGACAAAAUAAAAGUAACUGCGGCAGAUAUUACGCAGAAUAUUAAGGAUACUAAGGAUGCAACAGUAAAAGAAGUGAAACAAGAUACAACAUUAGUGAAAGAAAAAUUAUCAACAGGCACUGAUGCCGUUGUGGAAAUUGGAGACAGAGUUAAGGAUAAAACGACGAAAGAAGCGAAGAAAGCCAAAGACAAAACUAGUGGCUUUUUCUCCGGUAUAUUUAAAGGCGCCAAACAUGCUGUAGAAGAUGCUACUGACGACGUCAAAGAAUUUCUGGAUGAAACGAAAAAGGAAGCUGCAUUGGAAGAAGAGCGUGCUAAAGAAAAAAUUGCGGUAUCUUUAAAAGAUUUGAAAGAUAAAAAGGAUGCUGUUGUUUCUGAAGUUCAAGAGACUGCAGAAAAAGUUGCUGCCGAUACGAAAGACGCAAAGGAUAAAGCAAUUUCCACUGUUAAAGAUAAAAAAGAUAAAAUUGUAGAAGAAGUCUCCAAAGAUACUCAGAAAGUUGCCGAUACUACGAAAGCAGCUGGUGAGAAAAUAACAUCGGAAACGAAAAAGAUAAGUGAGAAAGUAGAAGCAACUGUGGUAGAUGUUGUUCAAGAUGUUAAAGACACUAAAGAUACAGCAAUUAAAGAAGUGGCAGAAGAUAUAAAAUUAGUUAAAGACAAAGUAACAGCGGAUGUUGAUACUGUCGCAAAAAGUAUAGAGGAUGCCAAGGAUAAAGCGGCGAAAGAAACAAAGAAAGAGAAAGAAAAAGCAAGUGGAUUUUUCUCAGGCAUAUUUAAAGGUGCAAAACAUACUGCAGAACACGCAACUGAGGAUGUUAAAGAGUUCUUAGACGAAACGAAAAGAGAAGCUUCAUUGGAAAAAGAAUAUGCUAAGGAAGAAGUUGCCGCGGAUCUUAAAGAUUUGAAAGAUAAAAAGGAUGCUGUAGUUACCAAAAUACAAGAGACUGCAGAAAAAACCGCUGCUGAUGCGAAAGAUGUAAAGGAUAAAGCAAUUUCCGAUGCUAAAGAUAAAAAGGAUAAAAUUAUAGAAGAAAUUUCCAAAGAAACUCAUAAAGUUGCCGAUACAACGGAAGCAACUGGUGAAAAAAUAACAGCGAAAACGAAGAAGAUAAGUGAGAAAAUGAAAGUAACUGUGGCAGAUAUUACGCAGGAUGUUAAGGAUACUAAAGAUACAGCAGUAAAAGACGUGAAACAAGAUAUAACAUUAGUGAAAGAAAAAUUAUCAACAGGCACUGAUGCCGUUGUGGAAACUUCAGACAGAGUUAAGGAUAAAACGACGAAAGAAGCGAAGAAAACCAAAGACAAAACUAGUGGCUUUUUCUCCGGUAUAUUUAAAGGCGUCAAACAUUCUGUAGAAGAUGCAACUGACGAUGUCAAAGAAUUUUUGGAUGAGACGAAAAAGGAAGCUACAUUGGAAGAAAAACGCGCAAAAGAAAAAGUUGCCGCGGAUCAUAAAGAUUUGAAAGAUAAAAAGGAUGCUAUGGUUACAGAAAUUCAAGAGACUACAGAGAAAAUUGCUGCUGAUACGAAAGAUGUAAAGGAUAAAGCAAUUUCUGAUGUUAAAGAUAAAAAAGAUAAAAUUGUACAAGAAGUUUCCAAAGAAGCUCAGAAAGUUGCCGAUACAACGAAAUCAACUGGUGAAAAAAUAACAACGAAAACGAAGAAGAUAAGUGAGAAAAUAAAAAUAACUGCAGCAGAUAUUACGCAGGAUGUUGAGGAUACUAAAGCUGCAGCAGUAAAAGAAGUGAAACAAGAUACAACAUUAGUGAAAGAAAAAUUAUCAACAGGCACUGAUGCCGUUGUGGAAACUGCAGACAGAGUUAAAGAUAAAACGACGAAAGAAGCGAAAAAAGCCAAAGACAGAACUAGUGGCUUUUUCUCCGGUAUAUUUAAAGGCGCCAAACAUGCUGUAGAAGAUGCUACUGACGACGUCAAAGAAUUUCUGGAUGAAACGAAAAAGGAAGCUGCAUUGGAAGAAGAGCGUGCUAAAGAAAAAAUUGCGGUAUCUUUAAAAGAUUUGAAAGAUAAAAAGGAUGCUGUUGUUUCUGAAGUUCAAGAGACUGCAGAAAAAGUUGCUGCCGAUACGAAAGACGCAAAGGAUAAAGCAAUUUCCACUGUUAAAGAUAAAAAAGAUAAAAUUGUAGAAGAAGUCUCCAAAGAUACUCAGAAAGUUGCCGAUACUACGAAAGCAGCUGGUGAGAAAAUAACAUCGGAAACGAAAAAGAUAGGUGAGAAAGUAGAAGCAACUAUGGUAGAUGUUGUUCAGGAUAUUAAAGACACUAAAGAUACAGCGAUUAAAGAAGUGGCAGAAGAUAUAAAAUUAGUUAAAGACAAAGUAACAGCGGAUGCUGAUGCAGUCGCAAAAAGUGCAGAAGAUGCCAAGAAUAAAGCGGCAAAAGAAGCAAAGAAAGGGAAAGAAAAAGCAAGUGGAUUUUUCUCAGGCAUCUUUAAAGGUGCAAAACAUACUGCAGAACACGCAACUGAGGAUGUUAAAGAAUUCUUAGACGAAACGAGAAGAGAAGCUUCAUUGGAAAAAGAAUAUGCUAAGGAAGAAAUUGCGGCCGAUCUUAAAGAUUUGAAAGAUAAAAAGGAUGCUGUAGUUACCAAAAUACAAGAGACUGCAGAAAAAACCGCUGCUGAUGCGAAAGAUGUAAAGGAUAAAGCAAUUUCUGAUGUUAAAGAUAAAAAAGAUAAAAUUGUACAAGAAGUUCCCAAAGAAGCUCAGAAAGUUGCCAAUACAACGAAAUCAACUGGUGAAAAAAUAACAGCGGAAACGAAGAAGAUAAGUGAGAAAAUAAAAACAACUACAGCAGAUAUGGCGGUCGCAAAAAGUGCAGAAGAUGCCAAGGAUAAAGCGACGAAAGAAGCAAAGAAAGGGAAAGAAAAAGCAAGUGGAUUUUUCUCAGGCAUCUUUAAAGGUGCAAAACAUACUGCAGAACACGCAACUGAGGAUGUUAAAGAAUUCUUAGACGAAACGAGAAGAGAAGCUUCAUUGGAAAAAGAAUAUGCUAAGGAAGAAAUUGCGGCCGAUCUUAAAGAUUUGAAAGAUAAAAAGGAUGUUGUAGUUACCAAAAUACAAGAGACUCCAGAGAGAACUGCUGCUGAUGCGAAAAAUGUAAAGGAUAAGACAAUUUCCGAUGUUGAAGAUAAAAAAGAUAAAAUUGUAGGAGAAGUUUCCAAAGAAGCUCAGAAAGUUGCCGAUAUAACGAAAAUAGCUGGUAAAAAAAUAACAGCGGAUACGAAGAAGAUAAGUGAGAAAAUAAAAGUAACUGCUACAGAUAUUACGCAGGAUGUUAAAGAUACUAAAGAUGCAGCAGUAAAAGAAGUGAAAGAAGAUACAACAUUAGUGAAAGAAAAUUUAUCAGCAAGCGCUGAUGCUGUUGUAGAAAGUGCAGACAGAACUAAGGAUAAAACGACAAAAGAAGCGAAGAAAGUCAAAGAUAAAACUAGUGGCUUUUUCUCCGGUAUAUUUAAAGGCGUCAAACAUUCUGUAGAAGAUGCAACUGACGAUGUCAAAGAAUUUUUGGAUGAGACGAAAAAGGAAGCUACAUUGGAAGAAAAACGCGCAAAAGAAAUUGCUGCUGCAAAACUUAAAGAUAUAGAAGAUAAGAAAGACAUUACAAUUGCCGUUGUUAAAGAUACUAUAGAUAAAACAAUGUCGGAUAUUAAGGACACUGAUGAGAAGGCAAUGUCUGUAAUAAGAGAUGAAAAAGAUGAAAUAGCAAAAAAGAUAUCUGAGGGCACCCAGAAAGUAGUUAUUACAAAAGCAGAAGAUGACAAAUUAGCAGCGGAAGCAAAGAAGAUUCACGAAAAAGUUGAAUCUACAGCAGAGGAUUUAGUAUGUGGUAUUCAAAAUAUUACGGAAAAGGUUAGCGAUGAUAUAAAAGAAGACACAAAAGUUGCGAAGGAAAAAUUAGUUUCGGCAGCUGAAGCUGUUGCAGAGGAUGCACAAGCAGUCAAGGAUAAAGGAAUCAAGGAAACGAAAAAAGCUAAAGAAAAAAGUUCUGGAUUCUUUUCGAAUAUAUUUAAAGGCGCAAAACAUACCGCUGAAGAUAUAUCUGAUGACGCGAAAGAAAUUGUGGAAGACGUCAAGAAAGGAGCAAUUUCUGAAGGAGAACACUUUAAAGAUGUAACAGAGUCAGGCUUGAAAAAUUUGAAACAUGAAAAAGACAGUACGAUUAGUAGUAUAAAGGAUGCAAAAAAUGAAGCGGAAUUAGCUUUUAAAGAAUUAUCAGAUAAAAGGACAGAAAAAUUAUCCGAUGAUGUUUAUAAAGCUGUUGAUAAUCUUAAAGAUGCAGGCGACAAGUUAACAAAUGACUUAAAAGAAGUGAGCGAAAAGACAAAAAUUGUGGGACAAGAUCUUGAUGCGAAGGAUGUAAUUGCAAAGGAAAUUAAAAAACAUGCUCAAAUUACAAAAGAAAAAUUAAUUGUCGAAGCGGAAGCUGCUGCGGAUAAGACGGAAGCGGCAAAAGAUAAAGUUGUAAAAGAAACAAAUAAAGCGAAAGACAAGAGUACUGAUUUUCUUUCAGGUAUAUUUAAAGGUACAAAGCAGAGUGCAGAAAGCGCAACCGACGAUAUGAACAAAUUUCUGGAUGAAAUGAGAAAAGAUGUAUCGUUAGAACAAGAUCAAAUGGAAAAAACUGUACUUAAAGAUUUGGAAGAUUUAGAAUAUAAAAAGGAUACUGCUGCUAGUGACUUUAAGAAUAUAGCUGAUCAAGCUUUUGCUGAGAUAAAAAAUGCUAAGGACAAAACCACGGAGAAAGUAUCGGAAGAUAUUCACAAAACUGCUGAGGUAGGCGAAGCUGCCAAGGACAAAGUAAUAUCAGGAAUGAAAAGAGUUGGUGGAAGAUUAGAUUCGACAGCACGGGACAUUGCGCAAGAAGUUUCAGAUGUGAAAGAUGUAACUGUUACAGAAGUUAAGGAUGAUGCAAAAAUGAUUAAAGAAAAAUUAUCAGCUGAAGUUGAAACUGUAGCUGACGAUGUUAAAGCUGUUAAAGACAAGGCAACUAAAGAAGCGAAAAAAGCUAAGGAUAAGGGGUCUGGCUUUCUAUCUGGAAUAGUUAAAGGUGCGAAAUACGCUGUUGUAAAUGCGAGGGACGAUGUGAAAGAAUUUUUGGAUGAAACAAAGCACGAAGCGAAAUUGGAGGAAGCUCGUACUAAAGAAGCAGCAAUAACUGGUUUGAAGGAACUAGAAUAUAAAAAAGACACUAUAGUCGACAGCGCUAGGAGCGUUACGAAAGAUGUAACGACUGAUGUCAAAGAUAAACUUUCCGAGGACACAAUUCAAGUAGUAGAGACGACGAAGGCUGUUGUUGAUAAACUAGCAAUCGAAACGAAAAAAAUCGAUGAUGAAAUAGAAUCCAAGGCCACAGAUGUUUCACAUGAUAUAAAAGAUGUCAAGGAAAGUGUCAGUAAGAAAAUGAAAAAAGAUACAAAGGCCGUGAAAAAUAAGUUAUUAACAAGUGCUGAUGCUGUCGCGGAAAGUACCAAAACAACUAAAGAGAAACUAGAAAAAGAUACCAAAAAGACAAAAGACAAAGGUUCAGGUUUUCUUUCUGGAGUUAUCCAGGGUGCAAAACAUACAGGAAAGGAGAUUUCCGAUGAUGUAAAAGAUUUUUUGGAAUCAACCAAGCAGGAAGCAACCGCCGAUGAAACGCUUGCUAAAGAGGCAGCGACAGCGAGAUUGAAAAAGCUCGAACAAGACAAAGCUGCCGACGAGGUUAAGUUUGUCACAGAAAAAGCUGUGAAGGGCGCGAGAGAUGUCAAGGAGAAGGGCCUUUCCGGCAAAGGUGCGAAGGAAAAAACGAUUUCUACUGUAAGAAUGACAGGAGAUAAGAUAAGACAAGGUGUAUCGCAAGCCGGCGAGAAAAUUAAAUCUACUAGCCACGACGCGACGCAGAAAGCUAAACGUGCCAAAGGCGCAAUCGUGAAUGAAGCGAAAGAAGACACACAAACAGUCAAAGGAAAGCUAACAACCGGUGCGGACGUUAUCGCAGACUCCGCGAAAAUUGCCAAGGACAAGACCACGAAAGAACCUAAAAAAGCUAAGCAGAAGGCUGGCGGUUUUCUAUCGGACAUGGUAAAGAGUGCUAAACACGCAGUAGAAGACGUAACGGAUGACAUGAAGGAAUUCUUGGAAGAAACCAAACAGGAAGCAGCUGCUGAAGAAGCGCGUGCUAAGAGCGGCGCUCAAGCGAAAGAUAAUUCCGCCACAUUAUUAACUGAUGCAAAGGACAAAUCUGUCGGUGCCGUUAAAGAUUCAUCAAAGAAGAGGAUUGUUCAAAAAGGGUCUAAAUCGCCACGUGAUGCGAAAGGCACGUCGGCGGAUGUACUCUCGUCUAUUCCCAAAGAGAUGGGCAAAGUAACAAAACCGCUAGCAACUGAAACAAGAAAAGCCGGUGAUAAACUAGAAUCUAAGCCCAUAAACGAGCGUGUUCAGGAGGUAGUUGUACGAGAUAGUUUCGAGAUAAUUGGCAGACCGGAGAUGUCAGGCGAUGUUGAGCAUUUAAUUGAGACAGUUAGGGAUAAAAGAAUAUCUCGCAUUCCACAAAAGAUUAGCCCAAGCAAGGAAAUGACAGCUGACGACGUUGUCACGACGUCGGACGAUUCAGGUUUAUGUAGAAUAGUAGAGACAGUAACUACAAUAGGGCACCCCGAGCCUCGCACACGGCACUCCGUCACCACAGUCGUGACAAAGUCUGUGCGAACGACUCCACCACCACCCGAUUCACUCGCCGAGUUCACUGACAGUAGAACCGAAGAUGUAACCGAAGAGGCUGCGAGACAGGCCCAACAUUUGGCAGAACAGGCGUCGUACACCUCGACGAAAGCAGGGCAUGAUUCGGCUGAGAUUGAUGGGACUGUAGAGAGGCAUGCUACUUCUGCUCCAUCAAAGCAACCUGUUCCCGCCCCGCGUCACUCCACCACCAAGCCGUCUAUCAAACCCGAGUUCCAUCUGGAACUUAGUGACGCCUCACGAAUACGUAAAACGGUCGAGCAGCCGCUCGAACCGCAGGAAGCGCAAUCGUCGAGCAAGAACAGUAAUCUAAAGAGCAAGAUACCUCUUAAAAUCGAUUCUCGUACACCCCAAAUAAGCGAUAAUCUUGAAUCCGUUCCAUUAGAAUCCUCCAAAGAUCGUAUCACAGCUCCACAAGCGGUUUCGCGAACCGUUAAAUACGUUACCAGGGAAUACACGGACGGAGAACUGAUCAAGGAAACAGCGAAAGAAAACAGCGUAUCGCUCAAGGAUACAAUUCCGACGAUCAAACCGGACAACAUGAUCGAAACUAUGAUAAACAACAGAGUGGAAAUGACUCUUCCAAUAGAAGAAAUACGACGAACUACAACUACAAUUGUAACUAGCGAUCCAUCAAUUGAUCCUGAAAAACUGGAGGAGCUUCUGAAGACAGGUGGGGUUGUUGAAACGGUGAGAACCGUAACUUUGACCUCGGAAGAUGAUGUUUUGCAACCCAUGACACGCGAGGAGGUUGUCAAGAGGAUAAACCAAGUUGCUAACGCCCUACCGAGCGAGAUCUUCGACUUUGGCGAUAACAAGUUUCCAGAUUUCUCCACCAGUAUGAUAAAGACCGACAAAUCUGAAUCCGAUGAUGCGCAGACGAUUACGACCGUGCAACGGGUAACGAUGGAAGAGACGAUGCCGGAGACUGAGAGAAUCGAGAAGGUGGUGAGAACAGUGAUCUCUAGCAGUAGUGAUGGUGGCGAUGACUUCGGCGACGCGGAAGCUUAUGCCCUAAAGAAUCUUCGGGAGCGAUUAACGAAAUCUGAGAUUGGAGAAACAACUUCCUGGGUUUCGACGACGGGUGAGCAAUGGGAAACGAUGGCGCAAUAUUCUCAAGACACGUCGCCCGGCUCUGGCAACGGCGGCGCCAUUGAUGUGUUUGUUGCCAGCAACAACAACAACAAGAAUGGUGGUAGCUCGAGGCACGAUAUGCACAGCGACACCGAUAGUGAUGGUUCGCCACAACCUAGAAGACGAUCCCCGAGCAAGAGGCGUACGUUGGGCAGUUCCAGCGGGUCGGAUGUAGCACUGCACGAAGGUGCGGAGCUGUCCCCGUUGGAGGACGACCAAGAAUCUGACUUUUUGCAACAUAGCGAGCCAUCCUUUAUGGAGACGACAACGAUUGAGGUGGAUCCUGUCACACAGGAAAGCAUAACGACUACGCGAACGGAAUCGAGAACAAUAUCGUCCGUGGGAGCUGGUGGCACGGAUGACUUACGCGAAUCUAUGCAGAAGAUCAUGGACACAUUCAUGACAGAAGAAAGAAAGGACCAUUAAGAAUAGAACGCGCUGCUGCCCUUCGAACCUUCAUGAUGAAUAAAAGAGAGGAUUCGUCAGUGUUUUCGAAGUCGAUUCUCUCGUAAUUAAUUUUUGAUGAAGCAUCUCGACUCCAUCGACUUGACGUGUCCUCGGACGUCGAGCGAUGAAUUUUCGAUUAUGUAAGGCCAGAGGCACAUGAAGACGUGUCCAUCACGCGCUCCUUUGAGAUGUUGCCUCUUUCUGAAGCCACAUAAAAGCAUGCACGAUGAUUUAUUACCACGCUGCUCAUGGCCUAUGCUUCAGAUUUGCUUGCCUUUCCGUUCCGCUCGGUUGCCUUACUUGUUUGCGUUUGUAAUCUCGCGAUCGAUGAUGUGUCUAUGUAUGUUGUUGCUAGUCCGACUAGCCGAUCCGCGCUAGUCUUCACUAUGCCAACCCGUCCAUGUACAACGCCUUUCUCGUGUUGUUCAAAGCUAUAAUGCGAAAUGGAAGGGAGGGAAAGAUAGGCGAAAAAAAUGUGAAUGGUGGAAGUGCAGCAGCAGAGGAUAAGAUCGUCUCGAUCGUGCCGAGCGAUCGUGCCGAGCGAUCUAGAUUAGUAUCAUUCUCGCAAGAAUAGUCCAUUUAAACUGUAGGAUGGUUGUAUAUCUAUCGCGCAAUAUGUCGCUUAAUAGAUCGGCAAUAAAUGAAUGAAUAUAUAUAUAUAUAUAUACAUAUACAUAUAUAUAUUCUUCAUUAAUACUUUCGACAAUGGACAUAAUUAAUAAAUUCUGAAACGAAAAUAAGGAAAUUGGAAAUUUCUUGUUGUUACUCGACUCAAGUCGCGAAUUCAGGCAUAAUAAAAAAAAAUGAACUGGAAGAGAAGUGCUGACUAUUUCGCGCACCGACUGUGUUGAUUUGAUUAACAGUGAGAAAUAUAAAUGUUUUUAUGCAUCGGAUUAUAAUGUAUAAAUUUAACUUGUUUAAAGGAUAUUUCCUAACAAUUUUUAAUUGUAUAUAUGAUAAUUUCUUAGCGUAACUUAUAUAUAUAUAUAUAUAUAAAUAUAAAAAUGUACUAUGGAUACGAUUGUAAUAAUUAUAAGAUGCUAACAGGAAUAUUUUAUUUAUAUAGCGAGCCUCUGGACACAAAUAUUAUGUGUUAAUUUGUAAGCUUGGAAGGGUUACAUUAUCAGCAUUUUGUCAUGCCAUGUGAAACAGCAUAAAAUUAAAUAGCGAAAGUUAACAACAUGACGAUGUAUAGAGAUUACAUUGUUUGAGACCUUGCGGAUCUGGAUUCAUUUUUAAUAUUCUAAGCUGGUGUUAGCUUUUGGUGUAUGACACAGUUUUGAGAAGCACAGAAAAGAGAGGAGGAAAAGAAAAAAUCAUAAUAUAUAAAUAUAUUAAAACGAAAAUUAAAUAAGCUAUUCUAUUAAUGUAUGAUAUAUGAUAUAUUGAAAGAUAUAAUAUGAUUAUGCUAUCUGAAGUUUAUAAAUUAUUGUCUAUAAUGACUGUUAUACUACGUUUAAUAGAACUUGCCUAGAGCCCAUCUGACCUAAGGACCAAAGGCACAAUCACAUGCGCAUCAAAAUAAAAUAUGAUAUGCUCCUAUAUAUUGUCGUAACAUUUAGUAUAUAUAAUUCAUUACGAAUGCCAUGAGGAUGCUGGUACUUUAAUGUUAUUGAUGAUGUUUGUCUCAUGAUGGAAGAAAAACUUUUAUACAUGCAAUAUACAUUUUAUUAUAUAUUAUUGCAAAGUACAAGACUACUAUUACAACAACAAACAAAUGAUAUAUUCUAUGUGCAAUAGCAAUACAUUUUGAAUUAUCUAGUGCUGUCAAUCUAUAUAUAUAUUACAAAUGUAUUGCAUUUAAUAUCAAUGUCAUUGACCGUCAUCAAAACAUUAAUGUACCAAUGUUGAACUAAUGCUUUAUAUUUUGCACACACUUUUGUACAAGUUAAUUUUCAACUUAACACGUCAAGCAACCACGCAUACUUCCCCCUAUACUAAUUACGUGUCCCUCUUUAAUAUAUUAUAAUGGUAUUAUCAUUACAAUGGCAUUGCAUGGUGUCAAGAUAUCAAAGAAGAAAGAGACUAUAAUUUAUUAUAUAAUAUUGUGUGAUAGAACUAUCAGCGGCAUAAUAAAUAAAAUGUUGCAUCAGAA